Messenger RNA from Bipolaris oryzae ATCC 44560, 1416 nucleotides. RefSeq lists its product as uncharacterized. The transcript has a single exon. The record is from RefSeq and is a predicted model, not a curated record. Lineage: Eukaryota; Fungi; Ascomycota; Dothideomycetes; Pleosporales; Pleosporaceae. The coding region runs from base 1 to 1416 and encodes 471 amino acids.
AUGGGCCGCACGGAGAAAUCCCAGGGUCUAGCGCCACCCGCCAUUCGCAAAGACAUCCGGGCCAAACAAGCACGCCACAUCAUCAACAAAGUAGUACCUGCGCUUCUGGCAUCAAAUGCAAGAGCAAGGCGGGGUGCAGAUAGCAGCGAAUUGAUUGUUGAUCCUGGCCCCAAUGGAGCAUCAGGACGACAAGGCCUAAGCAGCGCACGUACAGAAGGCAAUGAAAAUGCAGCAUACGUAAAAAGAAAGGGCCAAGGGCGCCGAAAAGCCAAAGGCAGUGAGAUCAUCGAUGAAGAUACCGUCACAGGUAUAAAUGACUCAAAAAGAGACGGAACCAAAACCUCCUCAAAAGGCAAAUACCGUAAACGCAAUGAUUCCCUUGAUGAAGGCCUCUCAAAUCUCACCUUACACCCCACAACCCCAUCGUUCCCCCCAAAAUCUCGUAUCAUCCGCAUAAUAACAACCGACACCCUAACCGCCGCACACCUCCUUUCCCACCCCCCAUCCAAACCCUCCUCUAAGAAAACCCAAAACACAUGCAUCCUCAACAUGGCCUCCCCCCUCCGUCCCGGCGGCGGCGUCUACCUCGGCGCGACCUCACAAGAAGAAUUCCUCUGCGCCCGCACCACGCUCCUCCCCUCCCUCAAAGACCAAUACUACCGCCUCCCCGAAUACGGCGGCAUCUACACCCCCGACGUGCUCGUAUUCCGGAGCCCCGGUCCCUUGGUCGAUAAUCACGCUGAGCUUCCGCCCACGGAGCGCUGGUACGCCGAUGUUAUUUCGGCGGGGAUGCUGCGGUUUCCGGAGUUGGAGGGGGAGGAGGAUGAGGAGAAGAGGUUAGGAAGGAAGGAUAGGGAGGUUGUGGAGAGGAAGAUUAGAGGGGUGUUGAGGAUUGCGGAGGGGAAGGGGGUGAAUAGGUUGGUGCUUGGGGCGUGGGGGUGUGGGGCGUAUGGAAAUCCGGUUAGAGAUGUGGCGGAGGCGUUUUGGAGGGUGUUGGAUGGGGGUGUGGCGGGGGGUAAGAAGAAGGGUAAGGAUGGGGGUGGGGGUGUGGAGACAUGGUCUGGAAUUGAAGAAGUUGUUUUUGCGAUUGCGAAUCGGAAGAUGGCGGUGGAUUUUGCGGAUGCGUUUGGUGGGGGGAUUGAGGUGGAGGAUGGACCCGGGGCUGGGCAUGGAGAGGAGGAGGAUGAAGAGGAAGACGCGGUGGCGGAGGAGCUGAGGAAGAAGAUUCAAGAGAUGGAGGGGCAGAUUAGUCUGGUUUGGAAUGCUGAUCUCAAGGCGAGGAUGACGGUUAUUCUGGAUGGACUAAAAGCACAACUAAGGGAAAGAGAAGGUACUCCUGAGGCGAGUAUGGCCAAUGAAGAAGACAGCGAUGAGGAACAAGAUCGAGAUGAAAGCGGGGAGAGUGAUGAAGAAUAG